AUGGACCGCAACAGCGAGAAGCUGGGCGUCGACCAGAUCGACGACACCACCGCGUACCCGUCCGACUCUAACAUCCUUGACCAUGAGUUCACGCCGGCCGAGCAGAAGCGCAUCAUCCAGCGCAUCGACCGCCGACUCGUCACCACUGUUGGCUUCAUGUACUGCGUGUCCCUGAUGGACCGCACCAAUCUCGGCGCUGCUGUUAUUGCCGGUAUGGGCACGGAGCUGAAGCUUAUUGGGGACCGUUACUCUAUCAUUACUCUCCUUUUCUUCGUGACCUACAUCAUAUUCCAGCCACCUUCGACUGUCAUCUGUCGUUCUGUGGGUCCGAGGUUCCAUCUCGCUGCUAUUACUCUCCUCUGGGGCGCAUGCAUGAUCGGCAUGGGAUUUGUGAAGAAAUGGGACCAACUGGCCGGGCUGAGAGUGAUAUUGGGUCUGCUCGAAGCUGGGUUCUUCCCCAGUUGCGUUUACCUUCUCAGCACGUGGUACACAAGAUAUGAGAUGGGCAAGCGCUAUGCGGUCUUUUACCUCCUGGGUUGCGUCGCAUCCGCCUUCGCAGGCAUCCUGGCCUAUGGACUCAUGCAGAUGAACGGCCUGGCAGAUCUGACCGGCUGGCGCUGGAUCUUCAUCAUCGAGGGCACCCUCACCUGCCUCAUCGGGAUCUCCGGCUACUGGCUCCUGGUUGACUUCCCAGACUCCAAGAGGAAGUCAUGGCGAUUCCUCCCCGACCGCGAGCGCGCCUGGGUCGUGGCACGCGUCAAUGCCGACCGCGGCGACGCGAAGAUCCACGCCUUCUCGAUGGCCAACUUCCUGCGCGGCGGCAUGGACUGGAAGAUCUGGGCGUACGCACUGAUCUUCUUCAACACGACCACCAUCACCUACGCGCUUGCCUACUUCCUUCCCGUUAUCUUGAACGAGUCCCUAGGCUUCGAGGUCGGCGCCGCGCAGUGCCUGGUAGCACCACCGUACGCCUUCGCCGGCUUCGUCAUGUUUGGCACCGGCUGGCUCGGCGACAAGUACAGGGUCAGGGGCGUCCCCAUCCUCAUCAACAUGACCUUCUGCAUCAUCGGCCUGCCCAUCAUGGGCUUCCACCCCAACCCGUCCGUUAGGUACUUUGGCGUGUUCCUCGUCACUGCCGGCGCGAAUUCGAACGUGCCUGCGACCAUGUCUUACCAGGCCACCAACAUCCGUGGUCAGUGGAAGAGGGCCUUCUGCUCUGCUACGCUGGUCGGAUUCGGUGGACUUGGCGGCAUCGCUGGAUCCUUGGUCUUCCGAAACCAAGACAAGCCUUCGUACCACCCAGGCUUGUAUGCCUGCAUUGCUUGCACACUGCUCAACAUUAUCCUGGUCGGAAUCCUCACGGUCUAUUUCAGGAUUGAGAACCGCCGGGCGGACCGCGGCGAGAAGGAGCUGGAAUCCAACGACGAGGAUUUCCAGCCUGGGUUCCGGUACACGUGGUAG
Molecule: messenger RNA, 1461 nt
Organism: Diaporthe amygdali
Lineage: Eukaryota; Fungi; Ascomycota; Sordariomycetes; Diaporthales; Diaporthaceae
Exons: 4
Coding region: 1-1461 (486 amino acids)
Biological process (GO): transmembrane transport
Cellular component (GO): membrane
Molecular function (GO): transmembrane transporter activity
Source: RefSeq, a predicted model, not a curated record